AUGUAUAUCAAGCAGAUCAUCAUCCAAGGCUUUAAGAGCUACAAGGACCAGACGGUCAUCGAACCUUUUUCGCCGAAGCACAAUGUCAUCGUCGGUCGCAACGGUUCAGGGAAGAGUAACUUCUUCGCUGCCAUUCGGUUUGUUCUCAGCGAUGCCUAUACUCAGAUGGGAAGGGAAGAGCGUCAGGCUCUUCUGCACGAGGGCUCCGGUUCUGCCGUAAUGUCCGCAUACGUCGAGAUCAUCUUCGAUAACUCCGAUGAACGAUUCCCCACGGGAAAGCCAGAGGUGGUUCUCCGCAGAACCAUAGGACUCAAGAAGGAUGAAUACACCUUGGACCACAAGAAUGCGACCAAGGCCGAUGUCAUGAACCUGCUAGAGUCCGCCGGCUUCUCGCGAUCGAACCCGUAUUACAUCGUGCCUCAGGGCCGUGUGACUACUCUGACCAAUAUGAAAGAUUCGGAGCGCUUGAUGCUGCUGAAGGAAGUAGCUGGAACUCAGGUUUAUGAGGCACGCCGCGCGGAGUCUCUGAAGAUUAUGAACGAAACCAACAACAAGAGAGCCAAAAUCGAUGAGCUCCUAGAUUACAUCAACGAGCGGCUUCGGGAGCUCGAGGAGGAAAAGGACGAACUCCGGAACUACCAGGAGCAAGACCGAGAGAGGAGAUGUCUCGAGUACACAAUCUACUCGCGCGAGCAGGCAGAAAUUGCAAAUGCCCUUGAAGCCCUUGAAGGACAGAGGCAGACAGGUGUCGAGGACACAGAUACGAAUCGAGAGCAUUUUAUUCAGGGGGAGAAAGAAAUGGCUCAGAUUGACGCGGAAAUUGCCGAAUGCAAGCAGCAGAUCGAGUUCCUUAAAGUGGACAAAGCACAGCUAGAAGACGAGCGCCGCGAGACCUCCCGAGCUUUGGCUCAGGUGGAAUUGCAGGCGAAGGCCCUGGCAGAUGGCCAGUCUGCCGCGCAGCAGUCGAAGGCACGCCACGAUACGGAUCUCAAAUCUGUCAAAGAAGCCAUCCAGAAACGUGAAAGUGAGCUUCAAGAGCUGAUUCCUCGGUUCAACGCCGCCAAGGAACAGGAGGAUAAGGUCAAAGUUCAGCUGGACGAAGCAGAGACUGUACGCCAGCGGCUGUAUGCCAAACAAGGAAGGAAUUCCCGUUUCAGAAACAAGUCCGAGCGAGAUAAAUGGCUCCAGAAGGAAAUUCAGGAGACUAGGAAUUCCAUUACGUCUGUCAAGGCUGUCAGGGCGCAGACCAGCGAGGAUAUCAAAGAGCUUGAGAACAGCAUUGCUCUUUUGGAGCCUGAAAUCGAAUCUCUCCGCAAACAGAUUGAUGGCAGGGGCGAUGCGAUGCAAUCUAUCGAGCAAGAGGUACAGGCUGCCAAGGAUGAGAGAGACCGCCUUAUGGACCAGAGAAAGGAACUAUGGAGAGAGGAAGCGAAACUCGACUCGGUGCUGGCAAAUGCCUCUCAUGAAGUCGAGCGAGCCGAACGGAAUCUAUCACAAAUGAUGGAUAAUAACACGAGUCGUGGAAUUGCUGCUGUUCGCAGGAUCAAGCGCCAAUACAACCUCGAAGGUGUCUAUGGGACCUUGGCCGAAUUGCUUGAAGUGAAUGACCGAUACCGCACGGCUGUUGAGGUUACCGCUGGCCAAAGCCUUUUCCAUUACGUUGUUGAUACCGAUGACACCGCGACCAAAGUUCUUGAGGUCCUGCAAAAGGAGAAAGCUGGCAGGGUCACAUUUAUGCCUCUCAACCGACUAAAGCCUCGUACUGUAAACCUGCCUAAGGCUAGCGAUGCUAUUCCCAUGAUUGAGAAGUUACAGUUUGACCCUGCCUAUGAGAAGGCAUUCAUGCACGUGUUUGGAAAGACAAUCAUCUGCCCGAAUCUGCAAGUCGCGUCACAGUAUGCCAGAAGCCAUGGUGUGAACGCCAUCACUCCGGAGGGUGAUCGCUCUGAUAAGCGGGGUGCCUUGACUGGUGGUUUCCACGAUUCUAGGCAGUCGCGUCUUGAGGCUGUGAAGAAUCUCGCAAAAUGGCGCGACGAAUAUGAAGCCAAGAAGAAUCGUGCAAAUGAGAUUCGCAAGGAAUUAGAGAGGCUGGAUCAGAUUAUCACCCAAGCUGUUGGUGAAUUACAGAAGCUCGAGCAGCGGAGACAGCAAGUCCAGGGCAGCAGUGGGCCAAUGCGACAAGAGCUUAGGAGCAAACGCGAUUUACUUCAGAACAGAAACGACAACCUCGAUGCCAAACAACGAGCUCUCCGAAAUCUUGAUGCAAAUCUGUCCGCAUUAGAGAGUCAGGUUAAUGCUCUGGAGGCAGAGAUGUCGUCUCCGUUCCAAAAGGCGCUGACGGCCGAAGAAGAGGCACAGUUGGAGACUCUCGGCUCUACGGUACAGAAUCUUCGACGUCAAUAUUCAGAGCUCUCUAGCCGACGCAGUGAGCUUGAGGCUCGAAAGUCGGUCUUGGAAGUUGAACUGCGAGAGAAUUUGUAUCCGCGUCUCGACCAGCUUAGCAGCCAAGAGCUUGACUUAAGAGAAGAUGCCAUCCAGGGUAACCUCAAAGAGAGCCAACGAGAGAUGAAGAAGCUCAGCAGUGCCUUGGAGAAGAUCAAUCAGCGUCUCCAACAGGUGGAUGCCUCGAUUGAGCAGAGUAAUGGGCAGAUCUCUCAGUUGGAACGCCGCAAAGCCGAGAUACGGAACGAACUGGAGGCCCUUGCCAAGUCCAUCGAGAAGCAUCAGAGGAGGAUGGAGAAGAGCAUGCAGAAGAAGGCUGCACUGACCAAGCAGGCGGCAGAGUGCAGCGCCAAUAUCCGUGAUUUGGGCGUUUUGCCAGACGAGGCAUUUACCAAAUAUAAGGACGUGGAUUCCAACACUCUGGUGAAGAAGCUACAUAAGGUUAACGAGUCCUUGAAAAAGUACUCUCACGUCAACAAAAAGGCCUUUGAACAGUACAACAAUUUCACCAAGCAACGUGAGGCGUUGACUAAGAGAAGAGAAGAGCUGGAUGCAUCUCAGAAGUCGAUUGAUGAGUUGAUUACGGUGCUGGAUCAGAGAAAGGACGAAGCGAUUGAGCGAACAUUCAAACAGGUCUCCCGUGAAUUCGCCAAUAUAUUUGAAAAGCUCGUUCCCACCGGCCGGGGCCGUCUGAUCAUCCAGCGGAAGACGGAUCGGGCACUUCGACAGGACAACGAGAUUGAGUCUGAAGACGAAGAUCGCCGUGAUAGUGUUGAAAACUACGUUGGCGUGGGCAUCAGUGUCAGUUUCAACAGCAAGCACGACGAGCAGCAGCGGAUUCAGCAGCUCAGUGGUGGGCAAAAGAGUAUGCAAUUCCCCUCCGUGCUCGAACUGUUAGAUCUUUGCUUUUGA
Rasamsonia emersonii CBS 393.64 is the source of this 3354-nucleotide messenger RNA. RefSeq names its product Chromosome segregation protein SudA. Lineage: Eukaryota; Fungi; Ascomycota; Eurotiomycetes; Eurotiales; Trichocomaceae. Gene Ontology annotation, biological process: mitotic sister chromatid cohesion. Bases 1 to 3354 code for a protein of 1117 amino acids. Gene Ontology annotation, molecular function: protein binding; ATP binding; cohesin loader activity. The record is from RefSeq and is a predicted model, not a curated record. The transcript has 4 exons. Gene Ontology annotation, cellular component: chromosome.